Molecule: messenger RNA, 2985 nt
Organism: Ciona intestinalis (vase tunicate)
Lineage: Eukaryota; Metazoa; Chordata; Ascidiacea; Phlebobranchia; Cionidae
Source: RefSeq, a predicted model, not a curated record
AUUAUGCGGGUGUACCAUUCAUGUUGAUUCCUGUGAUCCAGUGAUAGGGAUUUGCAACUGCAAGGUAAGUCUCCAUAUAUGCAAUGUGACCUACAUCACAAGUAAGUUAGAAGAAAAGGAAAUAUAGAUUAAGUAACCACAUUUUUGUUUACAGCCAGGUUAUGUUGGAACUGGUUGUGAAACAGCAUGUGACCCCCAGCAUUGGGGAGCAGACUGUGCUAAUCCUUGUCUGUGUGUGGAAACUAAUACUAUGCAGUGCAAUCCAGAAACAGGCGCAUGUCUUUGCAAAAAUGGAUUUUCUGGCUCUUUGUGUGAAACUGACUGUUCCAAUGGUCAAUGUGCAGGAACAGGAUGUAACUGCGUCAAUCAAGGAAUAUGUUUAUCAGAUGGAUCAUGUGACUGCCCUGUUGGAUAUAAUGGAUUGAAGUGUGAAAGUAUUUGCCCAAGUGGAAAAUAUGGAAAAGAUUGCACUUCAACAUGCCAGUGCUUGAAUGGUGGAUCAUGUGACCCUGUAAUUCAUCUGACGUUACAUUUACUUACCUUUGUUAGAAAAUGUUUUAACUUUCAUUUGCAGACUAACGGAGUGUGCACUUGUAUGCCUGGCUUCCAGGGCACUAACUGCCAAUUACUGUGCUCUACCGGUUUCUAUGGCAGCAACUGCAUCAAUGUGUGUCAGUGUGCUGAAGGAACAUGCAACCCUGUAGAUGGGAGUUGCUCAUGCAAUGCAGGGUUUACUGGAAGUAUCUGCAAUCAACCUUGCCCUGAUGGAAAAUAUGGUAAAAAUUGCAUAAGUGUUUGCAACUGUAAUGCACAACAUGGAGUGUGUGAUCCAGUUAAUGGAGCAUGCAUCUGUCUUCCUGGAUAUACAGGAACAUAUUGUACGAGCUCUUGUCCAGUGAACAAGUUUGGUGAGAGUUGUGCUUACACCUGUCCUGCUUGUGGAAGCAAUGCUGCAGGUGGAUGUGAUGCAGAAACAGGAGCUUGUCUGUGUCUUCCUGGCUAUGCACCACCAUAUUGUGAUCGUACUUGUUCAUCCGGUACAUAUGGACAAAAUUGCCAGUAUACAUGCACUGUAAAUUGCAAAAACGGAGGGUCAUGCAGCCCUAUUGAUGGAACAUGUGAAUGUUUGUCAGGUUAUAUUGGAUCAGACUGCUCUAAACCGUGUGAUGCAGGAUUCUAUGGUCCAGACUGUGCUGGUCAGUGCCAGUGCAUAUCUGGCCAGAGCAGUUCUUGCAAUGGAGUGACUGGAGUUUGUUCCUGUGCUGCUGGUUUCACAGGAGAACUGUGCGAAUCACAGUGCGUACCAGGAAAAUAUGGCGUUGAUUGUCAAUAUCAGUGCACUUGUGAUAUAAGCAAGUCUAUAUGUGACCCAUAUGAUGGAUCAUGUCUCUGUGAUGCUGGUUACACAGGAACAACCUGUACUCAAACUUGCCCAGCUGGUUCAUGGGGUUUAAAUUGUCAAAAUCAGUGCCUUUGCUCCCAGUUCUCUUCCGGAUGCGAUCCACACACAGGAUCAUGUACUUGUGUGGAAGGUUAUACUGGACAGUUAUGUGACCAAGCUUGUGAUUCUGGAAAGUAUGGUAAGAACUGUCAGUUCACAUGCUCCUGCUUGAAUGGUGCAGACUGUGACCCCAAAACUGGUGCUUGCAUUUGUGCUCCUGGGUACAUUGGUUCCACAUGUAAUCAACCUUGUGCAUCCGGACAUUUUGGUUACGGUUGCACUCAGUUAUGCGACUGUUCUGGGGCUGGUGUAUCGUGCGAUGUUGCAACCGGAAAUUGUUUAUGUCCUGCUGGGUGGACUGGUUCAAACUGUGACUUAGCUUGUGAAAGUGGAUACUGGGGUGUUGGAUGUGUGCAACAAUGUCCCACAUAUUGUCCUAUCUUUAGCAUGUGUGAUAUUGUGAAUGGAAUGUGCAUUUGUUCAUCAGGAUUGGGAGGAAAAUACUGCAAUCAAACAUGUAGUUCUGGUACGUGGGGACCAGAUUGUUUGAAGAGAUGUCCUUCCACCUGCCCAAGUCAAUGUGAUACUCAGGAUGGUGCUUGUUACUGUGGUUCAUUGAUGUCAUCCUGUAAGAAUGGAGGAUCUUGCAAAUCAGGCAAGUGUAAAUGUAUAUCUGGAUAUGGAGGACCAGACUGCACUACACAAGUAGCUCCAGUUCCACCAUCAACUGGUGGUACAAGUGGUGGAGUAAUAGCUGCAGCUGUGAUUGUUUCUCUCCUCUGUGCUUGUGUUUUUGGAUUGCUGAUUUAUGUCUGCUAUUUCAAGAAAUCUGUUGAAAUUUCACUCAAGUCAAUCGAUCCUAGGCAGAUAUUCAAUAAAUAGGGUGAUCAGAAAUCUCUCUACUCAAAAGAGGAUAGUUCAGUUGCAAUAGAAAACCCAAACUACAACUUUAAUGACACUGAUGCAUGAAGCAGAGCUGGUGACGCUGUACAAAGAAUAUUUGUAGUUUAAAAUUGUGCAAUAAAAAAUGUAAAAUAUGGAACUCAAAGGUGUAAUAAAGUUGAACAGGUUAUGUUCAUGAAAAUUUGGAUGUAGGCAUAUCCAUAGUUUUACAAAAGAACAGAAAAUGUGCAUUAAUUGUUUAUAUAAGUCUUUACUUCCACAGUCGAUGUACCUGUAAAAUAAGAGUGAAAACGAAAAUAAUUUUAUAAUAAAUUUUGAUAAAAAUGGGGCGUUGAAAACCAAUAAUUAUUUUGGUGCAUUACACAAAUUCAAAUUCUCACUUUUCAAUAGUAUUAAAGCAACACAAUACGCAAUGUUUUUCUAAACAAUUAGUAUCAGCUAAUUUUCAAACAUUUGAUUGGUAUCAGCUAAUUUUCAAAAAUUUGAUCUAGAUUAUUAACAUUUGUUGGUCAAAAGUUGUGUAACAAUUGGAUAGAAGUCUAAUUUAGUAUGUGAAAAAAUGGAGGAGGCAAACAACGAACCGUGUAUAGAUUAAACACAUGGUGUUCUAGCGUGAAAAUAUGGAAAAUGGCACAUGAACA